Molecule: messenger RNA, 1008 nt
Organism: Torulaspora globosa
Lineage: Eukaryota; Fungi; Ascomycota; Saccharomycetes; Saccharomycetales; Saccharomycetaceae
Gene: RPC40
Product: DNA-directed RNA polymerase core subunit RPC40
Exons: 1
Coding region: 1-1008 (335 amino acids)
Biological process (GO): DNA-templated transcription
Cellular component (GO): RNA polymerase I complex; RNA polymerase III complex
Molecular function (GO): protein dimerization activity; DNA binding
Source: RefSeq, a predicted model, not a curated record
AUGUCUAAUAUAGUUGGAAUCGAAUAUAACCGUGUAACGAACACGACUUCCAAUGAUUUUCCAGGGUUUUCCAAGGAAGGCGAAAAUGCAUGGGAUGUGAAUAAAUUUAGAGAGACAUUUGACAUUCAAAUAAGCAAUCUUUCAGAGAGAGAAGCGACGUUUGAUUUAAUCGGCGUCGAUACUUCAAUUGCUAACGCUUUCCGUCGUAUCAUGCUCUCCGAAGUGCCAUCGUUGGCAGCUGAACACGUCUAUUUCCUAAAUAAUACAUCUGUGAUCCAGGACGAAGUGCUAGCACACAGAAUAGGCCUUAUUCCGUUGAAGGUGGACCCUGAUAUGCUGACGUGGGUCGACACCAGUUUACCAGAGGACGAGAGGUUCACAGAUGAAAACACCAUUGUGUUGACUUUGGACGUUACAUGUACGAGAAACCCAGAUGCACCAAAGGACUGUACCGACCCGAAGAUCCUGUACAGAAACUCGAGUGUUUACGCUCGGGACUUGAAGUUCGAACCGCAGGGCAGACAGGCGGAGAUCUUUGCCAAAUGUCCGGUGCGUCCAGCACAUCCAGAUAUUCUUCUAGCGAAGCUAAGGCCCGGGCAAGAGAUCUCACUUCGAGCACACUGCAUCCUUGGCGUUGGCGGAGACCAUGCCAAGUUCUCGCCGGUUGCAACGGCUUCUUACAGGUUACUGCCUGACAUCAAAAUCACCCAGCCAAUCAAGGGAGAAGCAGCCAAGAAGUUCCAAAAAUGCUUUUCGCCAGGCGUCAUCGAUAUCGAUAAGUCCACGGGCGAAGCUGUGGUGAAGGACGCUAGAAGGGACACGGUAUCUAGAGAGGUUCUCAGACACGAAGAAUUCGCCGACAAGGUUAAGCUGGGUAGAGUGCGGGACCACUUCAUUUUCAACGUCGAAAGCACUGGAGCAAUGACACCAGAGGAAAUCUUCUUCAAGUCUGUGAGAAUCUUGAAGAAUAAAGCUGAAUAUUUGAAAAAUUGUCCAAUUGCUCAGUAG